Prorocentrum cordatum is the source of this 1519-nucleotide messenger RNA. The record is from the annotation of a GenBank genome assembly. NCBI's taxonomy places the organism in Eukaryota, Dinophyceae, Prorocentrales, Prorocentraceae.
GCGAGCGAGAGAGGAGGCCAGAGAGAUUUGUCGCGAUCUCUCGUCUCGCGAUCAUUAUUCCCUGGCGGUCGCCGGCUCCCGGCAGAGCGGCACGCUGGGCAGCUAAAGGCGCCCUCGGCAAGGGGUGGGAUAGGAGGGAGCGACGCGCGUCGUCCCCCUAGAGGCGAGGGAGAACCGCCCCCCGCAGCUCGGAGGACCUCCACUCCCCUGGAGCCGCCGGGGAGGAGCGGCGCGCGCCCGCUGUGCCUCGCCCUCAUUGGGGGAGGCGCUCCUUCCCACUCCUCCUGGUGGCAGCGGCCCGCCAAGCGACGGCACGGCGAGCCAACGUCCUGCGGCUGCUGCUGGGACGCGCCUUUGGCGAACAGGCGCCGCCUUCAAAACGGCGCCAGACAUGGAGGAGAGAGAAGAGAGGGAAAGAGUGCGAGGGGCGAGCGAGAGGGAACGAGAGAGGGAGAGGGACCAUAAAAAAGAUGCGUCAGCAAGACUGCAAUACACUGUCCCGCCCAAAGCCACCUUCUUAUAAAUCCCUACAAGCAUUCCUUUUCACUGCAAAACGCCUGGCCCGUCUCACCGACACGCCUGUGGGUGCGACAGGGGGGGAGCCAUAUGCAAGGGGAGAAAGGAGGAGCAGCAGCAGCAAGAGGAAGAGGAGGAGGAAGGAGAAGGAGGAGGAAGACUCGGCGCGGGAGCCCAGCAGCGAAGGCCCCAGCGGCUCACAGGAAGUAGUCCGGAGAGCGCUUCUGCCCGCUCUCCGGCGGCGGCUCCUUCUGCAGGGGCGGCGGGUCGAACUGCAGGAACGUGGCACUUCAGGUGCUCGUCGAUCUCCAUGACCGCGGCCUGGUUCCCGCACCGGUAGCAGUAGUUGGGCGCGGAGAAGAUGGUCACGGUGUUGCGGUCGUGGCCCCAGCUAUACCCCUCCAUGACGAGCUGGUGCGCACGGGCGAUGAGCUUGAGCCCGUUGGCGUGAUUGAACUGCUCCGAGAUGUCCUGCCCGAACGUGUAGCCGGCACCGCGCGGAGAGAUGCCCCAACCCCACACCUGUCGUCAGGAUCCGACCAGAGCAGGUCGCACAUGGGCCCCUCGUGGGGCACCUCCUGAAUUCGGUCGAGCUGCCGGAUGUUGUCCAGAGAGUCAAGCGAGGGCGAUAAUCCUCCGUGCAUCACUCCGGAUAAUUUGGUUCUCGAUGACUGCCGUGACCGGCAGGUAAUCGAAAGUGUCCGUGAACAUCUUCCACACGUCCGCGGUGCUGUACGUCUGCAUACAUUCGUCAAAGAAGCCGUACACCUGUGUGAUCUGCCUGCUCUCGUGAUUUCCGCGCAGUAUCGUGAAGCGCUCCUUCCAGCGCGUCUUGUACAGGAACAUGAGCGACACGGUCUUGACCGAAUAGUACCCGCGGUCGACGUAAUCGCCGAAGAACAAAUAAUUCGUCUCUGGGGGACUGCCGCCAAUACGGAAGAGCUCCUUCAGGUCCAGGAACUGGCCGUGGAUGUCCCCGCACACCGUCACAGGGCACCUCACU